CACCGCCGAGAAGCUGCUGCCACCGCCGUUGUCGUCGUUGUCACCCCGGGGUCGUCCGCCGAGCUCUCCACCGAUUAUUCGGAGCUACCGUCCCCUCUCAUUCCGCGUUAUCCCCGGUCUAUAGUUGCUCCCUGCAACUUCAGCUGCUGCUGACAGAUGCCGUGCUUCACACAUCAGCCUUGUCGUUACCAGAUCUAAGCAAGCUCAUCCUUGGUCCUACCAUGACGCUUGUCUCCGACCAAGUACGGCGGCUCGAUGCCUACCUUGACCGUCUCCCAGUUUUAUCCGAAGUUGCUUCAGAGGAUGAUCAAUCAGAGACUGAAGAGCAUGGGUUUGCUGUAGCUACUGCCUUCUCAUCCCCGCGUCUUGAUCAUUUGCUCCGUACCAUUCAGUCAUUGAGUACUACAUCAUCCUCGCAACCUCUUCUGCCGGCAUGGCGCAUCAGGGAUCUUCUCAUAUCAUCUGAUAUCCCUGCAUCUGCACACCUCUCUGUGAGAGAGGCACAACCAGGUGAUGAGGUUAAAAGCCCUUAUGAGAAUGAGCUCGAGUGGCUGCUUGUGAGCAAGGCCACCAUUCAACUUCAUGGUGUUGUUCUUAACACACUCCUGGAUCAAAUUGUUCCCCUCAAUGAUGACAUCUGGUACUGGGAUGAUGUUUUAGGCUCGUAUUCCUACAGCAGCCUCUAUGCUGUCCAGAGCUCGCCUUUGCGUGUCUGGGCAUGGUCCCAAGAAGUCUACACUGCAACCAAGUUACGCAUUCAAGCUGGUUCUCUUCAUCAUGCCCCGGGUGAACUCGUAGAUUCUACGACGUCAAGUUUGUCGCAGCAGUGGACGCAGUUUUAUAGUAUUGUGCAUGAUAGUAUCCGGGAACGAUCAAUUGCCAACAUUCAACGGAGAGUUUUGUCGCCUGUUGCGUUAUCUCGAUCCGAGGCACGACGCAAACAGGCACAGCUCAAGAAACUUCGUGAGAUAACGGCAAGCGGACUUGGCGUACUGAUGGAUGAAGGUCUGCAAUUCGGUCUGGACGACGAUAAGGCUGAGCUUCAGGACCACCACGAUCUUAAGGGCGUUGUCGAACGUAGUGUUGCGCUCAUCGAUAUGGUUCUCAAGGAAGUCUCUACUCUGGACGUCAAUAUUAGCGAUUUUGAGGACAAGGUUUUUGCUGGUGUCGAGGAAGACCCUGAGCUUUCUGUUCACAUCGAAGAGAGCAACACCGCUGAUCGUCCAGCCAUUCUAGCCCGACGACUGCUCACCAUUAUCGACAAGUCCCUUCCUGAACAUCUCACUGCAAUGCACGCCCUGGCUAAGGAAAAUGGUCGACCUUCGACUCUGAUCAGAUACUGGCUCCCUGCGAUUGUUGGUCUUCUCUCUUCGACAACCGUCUUGCGUAUUCUGGUCAACCGGAAGGCUGAUAUCAUCGAAUGGUUCGUUGGAUUUGGUGAAACUGUUCGUGAUUUCUGGUUCAACUGGGUUAUCGAACCGACGUCAAAGAUUAUCUCAACUAUUCGACACGACAAAACCAGCGAGAUCGCCAUCAUGAGUAGGGACAGCCUAAAGGCUGACCGUGAGAGUCUCGAGCGUAUGGUGGUUGACUUUGCCCUCGACAAGCCUCACUUUGCCAAUGAAACCGGAAGCACCUUGACCGAGACCCAAGUUGCUGACAUCCGACACAAGGUUGCUGAAGGUGAUGUUACCCCGGUACUUCGAGCGUUCGAGAAGGACCUGCGAAGCCCUUUCAUGGGUACUAUCCGUGGAGAUCUCGUUCGAUCACUCCUUAUUCAGGUUCAGAAGACAAAGGUCGACCUUGAGGUCGCCAUGACCGGCAUUGACUCCCUUCUCAAGAGCCAGGAACUUGUCUUCGGUUUCGUUGGUCUUACUCCCGGUGUCCUCGUCUCUUAUAGCAUGUUCCAGUACCUGCGCGGUGUUUUUGGCGGCCGCUCUGGCCAACGCCAAACCCACAAAGCUGGCAAGGCCAUCCGUGUCCUCCGCAACGUAGACCGCAUUCUCUCCGAGGCCCGACCGACAGAGACCAACCUUCUCUCAUAUAAGGACCACGGUCUCUUGCUUUCUGAAGUUCAUAUUCUGAGGGAUCUCGUUGAUAAGCUCAUGCCCCGUGAGAUCGCGAGGGAGUUCCUUGAGGAUCUUGAUGAUUUGUCAAACAUGAAGGGUAUCCAGCUGCAGACCAGGGCACUGGAGCGUAUUCGUUGGGCUUAUGCGAGAUGGCUUCAUUAGGCCAGUCAUGAAAGGUGUUUGUCA
Molecule: messenger RNA, 2255 nt
Organism: Fusarium redolens
Lineage: Eukaryota; Fungi; Ascomycota; Sordariomycetes; Hypocreales; Nectriaceae
Product: ATP synthase regulation protein NCA2-domain-containing protein
Exons: 2
Coding region: 222-2231 (669 amino acids)
Cellular component (GO): mitochondrial outer membrane
Source: RefSeq, a predicted model, not a curated record